This is a messenger RNA of Fonsecaea nubica, 1680 nucleotides long. RefSeq lists its product as hypothetical. The coding region runs from base 1 to 1680 and encodes 559 amino acids. Lineage: Eukaryota; Fungi; Ascomycota; Eurotiomycetes; Chaetothyriales; Herpotrichiellaceae. The record is from RefSeq and is a predicted model, not a curated record. The transcript has 2 exons.
AUGACACUCAAAGACAUCUACCAGCGGUUUUUGGAGUUACCCAAUCCUAUCAGCCUGUCCGAGAAUGCCUCCCUCCACUACAUCACCACCCUGACUACCUUGGCACAGCCUGUCAAUAUUGUUCGACAUCUUGAGACUCAAAACAAAAAGUUAGUCAAGACCAAAAGUGCAAGAAUAAUUUCGGCGGUGGAGGGACCUAAUGCCGUUGCUCUUGAAGUUGAGACGGUGCUGGAGUUCAUCUCAGGAGGAGGAUCAUAUUUGCCAGGGCUUGAGAACUUCGUUGUCGACAAGAUUGCGACAAUUCCGAUGACACAUAUUGUCCAUUUCGAUGCCGAACAGAAGAUCUCCGUCAUCCGCAUCUCCUGGGAUCAAGCCUCAUUGUUGAAACAGACUGAAGUGAUUGGUUCGAGAGGCAAGAACUGGCCUGUGGUCGACGGCAAAGACCAGGUCAGACUCAUCAACUCCAGCUUGACCGCAGCGCUCUCUGCGUCAGAACUCCCCACUACUCCUCGAGGUCGCUCCGAAAACCAAAGUCUUGCAUCCUCACGCAAUGUGUCCCCAAGCAAGAGGCACAUCAAGGAUCCUCACGCAAGUCUUGACCUCUUUUCACCGAAGCCCGUUGAUGAGAAUGAACGGACCUUGGGUCCGAAUGCUGUGGCUCCCCGGGCAUCAGCGAGACCCCCACCACGGGAGAUGAGCGAGUUGUUCGCGGCGGGACAUGAAGACCACGAACCAGGAUCGCCAAAGAAAGUCCCCGUCGAGCCUGUUGUGGCGCCCAAGAAGGGCAGCAACCAGAAGUUCGGCCCUCCCCGCCUCUUCGCCGAUGACCCGAACGAGCCUGCUCCUGUCGGCUACAAGUCCAACCCUGCCAAGUACAACCAUUUCAAUCUCGGAGAAGAGCUGGAAGAUGACCCGUUGCAGUAUCGUGAUGCUACUCCCAAGCCGAAGACAACGAUGCCAGCAGUGCCAGUACGAGGGAAGUCCAACAGACAGCAAUCUCAAUGGGAUUUUGCCGACUUCUUUACGCCCGAGAAGGUUACACAAAAGGUGCGAGAUCAAGACAUAGUCCACUUCAGCCUGGACAGUACCGUGAAUGAUGUGGAGACCCCGGGAAAGAAGAUCGCUGGCAAGCCACGCCGCGACAACGAGAUCCACUUUGAACUCCAGGACGACGGAACACCCAUCGAGCGCCACGCUGUCCCAAAGCCUCGAAAAGAUGCGGAAACACACUUUCAACUGAGAGACACUGCGACACCGGCCACCAAUCGUACCUCAGAUCGUCCAACCAGCUCGGCAAGUGAUCGCAUGGGACUAUAUUCAAAUAAUGUAUUCGACGAGAACGAAAAUGGCAAAGCGCAGGAAAAGCCUCCGCUCUCAACGAUUACCAACAACACCAACCGCAAACAUGAUUUCGACAGCCACUGGACAAUGGCUGAUGCAUCACCAGCCAAUGGAAAGGCCAAUAAUGAGAACAAGGUUGCCAGCAAGCACCGCAAGAAGCCAUCGCAAAUGGAUACCCACUGGGAUCCAUACGAGGAGACGACUGACCAGCCACAAAACCCGCCUGCGCAGAGUCGGUUGAGAAAGGGGAUGGAGAGUCACUGGAGCAUGGGAGACGAGGAGGAAAAGGCGGGGACCAAUGGGAAAAGCAAGACUCAAAAGAGCUUCUGGGACUUUUGA